AUGAGAGAAGUAAUACUGGUUGUUCAUGGAAUGACAUGUAGCGCCUGUGUGAACACGCUUACCACGCAGCUACGAGCUUUAGCGGGGGUGACAAAAUGUGAUAUUAGUUUAGUGACGAAUGAGUGCCAGGUGGCAUACGAUAAUGGGGUGACUACUGAUUCUAUCAAGGAAACAAUAGAAGAUUGUGGGUUCGACUGCGAGAUACUAAAUGACAAGGAUACUACAACCGCAACUACAAGACAAGGUUUACUAAGCAUACAAGGAAUGACCUGUGGAUCCUGCGUUUCCACAGUUACCAAACAAGUGGAAGGCAUAGGAGGUGUAGAGUCUGUGGUGGUUUCGUUGGUCACAGAAGAAUGCCAUGUCAUUUACGAUCCAUCCAAGACAACACUAGAUAGCAUCAGAGAAACGAUCGAGGACUGUGGAUUUGAUUCAAGUAUUAUAAUAGAUGAUGCGGGAGCGCCCGAUCAGACUGAAAAAACCGUAGUUUUGAAAAUAUUGGAGGACUCAGAUGGCGAAUCUCCACCCGCGCUUUCAUCAUUUAGUGAAAGAUUCCAGUUCUUACUAGACCUAGGUGUAAUAUCAAUAGAUAUUUCCGAUGAAUUGCGCACGCUUACCGUUAAAUACAACUCUAACAAACUCGGCAUCAGAGACUUAUUAACUCACAUAGAAACAACCGGCUGUAAAUUCACCGUAUAUUCCAAUUUAGAUAGCUCUACCCAGCUAAGACUACUAUCGAAAGAAGAAGAAAUAAAAUUCUGGAAAAGAAACUGCAUAAGCUCUUCUUCAUUGGCCGUUACAUGCUUGGUAUUAUAUAUGAUUUUUCCGAUGGUGGCGCCAUCAGUAGUUCAGAAACGCAUCUUCCCAUAUAGAGAAAUAUCGUUCAUAAAAGGUCUUUUCUACAGAGAUAUCAUUGGUGUGAUAUUGGCAAGCUACAUUCAGUUCGGCAUCGGGUCAUAUUUUUAUAAAGCUGCAUGGGCCUCAUUCAAACACGGCUCAGGAACCAUGGAUACACUGGUUUGCGUUUCCACCACUUCUGCGUACGCUUUUUCUAUUAUCUCUCUACUUCACAAUAUAUUUCAUCCCUCAGACACGGGGAAAUUACCAAAGAUUGUUUUCGAUACAUCAGUUAUGAUAAUUUCUUACAUCUCUAUCGGGAAAUACCUCGAAACCUUGGCUAAAUCACAAACUUCUACAGCACUCUCUAAACUAAUCCAGCUAACGCCUUCUGUGUGUUCAAUUUUAUCGGGUACAGAAUUUGGCGAGACAACAGAAAUCCCCAUAGAAUUAUUACAAGUGCACGAUAUAGUGGAGAUAAAACCGGGAAUGAAAAUCCCUGGCGAUGGUAUCAUAAUAAGAGGUGAAUCUGAAAUCGACGAGUCCUUGAUGACUGGUGAAUCUGUCCUGGUACCCAAGAAAGAAGGCUCUUUGGUGAUCGCAGGUUCUAUCAAUGGAUCUGGCCAUUUCUAUUUUAAAGCUACGACAGUUGGAGAAGAAACAAAAUUAGCGAAUAUUAUCAAGGUCAUGAAACAAGCACAAUUGACUAAAGCCCCCAUUCAGGGGUAUGCGGAUUAUUUAGCUUCCAUUUUCGUUCCCGGAAUUUUAAUCUUAGCUGUACUAACAUUUUUCACCUGGUGUAUUAUUCUAGAAGCCUCAGCCAAUCCGCCAACAGUUUUCAGCUCGAAUACAAAAGGCGAUAAUUUUUUCAUUUGUCUGCAAACUGCCACAUCGGUUGUGAUCGUUGCGUGCCCAUGUGCACUAGGGCUAGCUACGCCAACUGCAAUAAUGGUGGGUACAGGGGUUGGAGCUCAGAAUGGUGUCCUGAUUAAAGGUGGAGAAGUGUUGGAAAAAUUCAAUGGUAUCAGUACUUUUGUUUUUGAUAAAACAGGAACCUUAACCACCGGCUUUAUGGUUGUGAAGAAGUUUCUCAAAGAUUUGAAUGGGAUUGAAAAACUAGAUGAAAGUGAAGUGCUUGCUUGUAUCAAAGCGACCGAAUCCAUUAGUGAUCAUCCAGUGUCAAAGGCGAUAGUUCGCUAUUGUGAUAGUUUGAAUCGUAGCAAAGCCUCAAGUGCCGUUGUUUUAGAAAGCGAAUAUGUGUUAGGAAAGGGGAUUAUAUCAAAGUGUCAGGUUAACGGAAAUAUUUACGACGUUCUUAUYGGCAAUGAGGCAUUGAUUCCGGAUGAAGUGUUAAAGGUGUCCAGGAUUAAUCACAAGGACAUGGAUCAAGGACAUACAGUUUCGUAUGUUUCCGUCAAUGCGCAUGUCAUUGGUUUAUUUGAGAUAAAUGAUGAAGUCAAGCAUGAUUCCUACGAAACAAUCCAGUAUUUACAAAGGAACGGGUACGAGACAUAUAUGAUAACUGGUGAUAACAACUCGGCUGCAAAGAGAGUGGCUAGAGAAGUAGGUAUAAACUUCCAAAAUGUUUACAGCGAUGUUUCGCCUACAGGUAAAUGUGAUCUCGUUAAAAAAAUACAAGAGGAAGAAGGUAAAAACAAAGUUGCUGUUGUUGGUGAUGGGAUUAACGACGCACCCGCUUUGGCAUUAAGUGACCUUGGUAUUGCAAUUUCAACUGGUACAGAAAUUGCUAUUGAAGCGGCUGAUAUUGUCAUACUAUGUGAUAGCGACCCAAACACUAUCGGCCUGAAAGGUCUGGUCAAUGCCAUUGAUAUUUCGCUAAAGACAUUCAAAAGAAUAAAGUUAAACUUAUUUUGGGCACUUUGCUAUAACGUAUUCAUGAUUCCAAUAGCUAUGGGUGUGUUAGUUCCCUGGGGAGUAACACUUCCACCAAUGCUUGCCGGUUUGGCCAUGGCAUUUAGCUCAGUUAGUGUCGUACUCAGCUCUCUUAGAUUGAAGAAAUGGUCCCCACCGGAUAUUAAAUCUUACGAGACCUCAGAUUCCAAAUCUAAAUUUUCCAUCGGAAACGUUUGGUCAAGGCUUUUCUCUCGUCAGGUUGUCCGAAAUGGGCAAGAUAUAGAAUCACACGCUGGAUUAAUGUCAAACGAAGAAAGCUUUGCAAGUACUUGA
This is a messenger RNA of Saccharomyces eubayanus, 3024 nucleotides long. RefSeq names its product Cu(2+)-transporting P-type ATPase CCC2 (gene CCC2). The transcript has a single exon. Bases 1 to 3024 code for a protein of 1007 amino acids. Lineage: Eukaryota; Fungi; Ascomycota; Saccharomycetes; Saccharomycetales; Saccharomycetaceae. Gene Ontology annotation, biological process: monoatomic cation transport; copper ion homeostasis. The record is from RefSeq and is a predicted model, not a curated record. Gene Ontology annotation, cellular component: membrane. Gene Ontology annotation, molecular function: copper ion binding; ATP hydrolysis activity; P-type divalent copper transporter activity.